Effrenium voratum is the source of this 1581-nucleotide messenger RNA. NCBI's taxonomy places the organism in Eukaryota, Dinophyceae, Suessiales, Symbiodiniaceae. The record is from the annotation of a GenBank genome assembly.
UUCUAGGGUUUCCUAAGCAGAUCAUGGGGAAAGCGCGCGGCUGGCAAUCGGCCGCGGCAGUUUUGCGCAGGCGGUAUGCACAGGCCGCGAAUGCUCUGAACGGCACUGUUCCCUGGAGAGGUGUGGUGGACUUUGUGGAACAGGGAUUGAAAUCGAGGGGUCGAACCCCUUUGACGCUGACCUACGCCCAGAGCCUUGAUGGGAGCAUCGCCGCGCACACAGGCCGCGUGUUGAUCAGCGGCCAGGCCAGCAUGACCAUGACCCAUCAGCUACGGACCAUGCAUGAUGCCCUGUUAAUCGGGUCCGGAACUUUGCUCGCGGACAACCCGAAGCUGACAGCGCGCCUGGUCCCAGGGCGCAGUCCCUUGCCUGUGGUGCUGGACUCCCGACUCAGGACGCCUCCGACCUGUGGCCUGGUGGCGGCAAGAGAGAGCGGAGACGGCGACGGAGACGGGCGGUUGCCCAGGUUGGUGAUAGUGACCACCCGGGGCGGUCCAGCGGACAAGUGGGCACGUGCAAAGGCUUUGGACAGGCUCGGAGUGCACAUCCUGGAGGUUCCGGAAGAACUCGGGCGAUGCUCGCUGGAAGAUACGCUUCUACAGUUGCAGGCCAUGGGCUGCAACUCUGUCAUGGUCGAAGGAGGCAUGGCAGUGAUCGCUAGCUUCCUGGCAAGGCCCGAACUAGUGUCCAACGUGGUGGUGACUGUGAGCCCCAAAUUCCUCGGGGGCUUGGGCCCAUGCUCAGAACUGGCCGCGCGCGGUUCUUCUGACCUGCUGAGCAUGGACCAGAUGAGUAGCUGUGCGGUAGGCAGCGACAUCGUUAUUUAUGGCGCGGCUGCAUCUUCACCGGUCCAGCCCGUGAAUGGGCAUGUGAAUGGUGUGAAUGGUGUGAAUGGUGUGAAUGGUGUGAACGGAAUGAACCGUGCCCAGCCUGUUGACGGCCUUCCGACCGUUGACCUGCGCAGCAGCUGCCGCAUGUGGAUCGAGGCUGUGGAGUCAGAGUGCGACUUCAAGGUCUACGGGACCGCAAAGGAGGGCCAGGAGAUUGUGGCCCUUAUCAAGGGCAACGUCGAAGGAGCCGAUGACGUCCCAGUGCGAGUUCACUCGGAGUGCUUCACCGGCGAUGUCCUGGGCUCCAAGCGCUGUGACUGCGGCCCCCAGCUGCGCAGCUUUCUGGACAUUCUUCAGGAGGAGCCCAGGGGAGUUCUGCUCUACAUCCGAGGAGACGAGGGCCGGGGCAUUGGCCUCGUGGACAAGAUCCGUGCCUAUGAGCUGCAGGAGAAGGGGCUGGACACUGUGGAUGCUAACCUGUCCCUGGGCCUGGCAGCAGACCUGCGCACCUUCGACACCUCCAAGGAGGUGCUGAACCAGCUUGGCGUUCGGUCGGUGAAGCUGUAUACCAACAAUCCUGAGAAAGUUCGUGCGUUGAGACCGUUGGCACGUGAGGUUUGCCCUCUCAAAACCGUGCCCAACAAGCACAAUGUGACGUACUUGCGCACAAAGAGGGAUAGGCUAAAUCACAAAACUAUUUUGUCUGAGCUUGUAGCAUAAGUCUUCCGUGCCCCAAUGGUACACAGUCAGG